This is a messenger RNA of Trichomonas vaginalis G3, 730 nucleotides long. Its product is annotated as organellar and viral DNA polymerase type B. The annotation marks the transcript as partial. NCBI's taxonomy places the organism in Eukaryota, Parabasalia, Trichomonadida, Trichomonadidae. The record is from RefSeq and is a predicted model, not a curated record. The transcript has a single exon.
AUGUAUCGGAAGUUGUCUAAGUUAGAACACUCGGAAAUAAAACAACUUCUAACAGAAGCUAACAUAGAAGUAGCAAAACAUUACGCAACAAACAAAAAAGCACUCGCUGACUUCAUUAAAGACUAUAAUGGUGCAAUAAGUUAUGAUAGAAUUCAUGAGUUCAUAAAGCCGCAACGCGGCGAGGACGAAGUCCAUGCAAGAGCAUUUCCUUUAAAUGACGUUGCUAUUGACUUAUAUCAUAGACGUUCAGUACCUCAUGAAGUAAGAAGAGAAAUGUUUGACAUAACAAAUGCAAACGUUGGUGAAACGAGAAGAAGAGACGACACACUGAAACAACAGAGAAGAGAGAUGUUUAAGAGCGCUAUAGAACAAGUUCGCAAAGCUAACGAUGUCAUUCGUUCCAUUGACGACAAACCAAAAGAAGGUGAGAGAUGGUUAAAGAAAGAUGAAGAGAAUAGGAAGAGAAAUGUGAAGUCAGGCAAUAGACUCAUUGACUUUAACAUCGAAGCUUUAGAUGAACCAAACAGAGACUACUUACACAAACAUUUCGGUAAGGUUUUCAUGAGACUCUUAGAGAAAAUUAAAAUAAACUCACAACAGAGAUGGAUGGUAUGUUAUAAACUUGGUGGAAAGUAUGAAUGUUCUACGUUAAACCUCAAUAAUAUUGGAACAUUACUACAUCAGCUCUUGAAGGAGAACUUUAUAUCAGAGAUAGAAGCAAAUGCUGCAG